Penicillium lagena is the source of this 2340-nucleotide messenger RNA. Its product is annotated as Zn(II)2Cys6 transcription factor domain-containing protein. Lineage: Eukaryota; Fungi; Ascomycota; Eurotiomycetes; Eurotiales; Aspergillaceae. The transcript has 2 exons. Gene Ontology annotation, molecular function: zinc ion binding; DNA-binding transcription factor activity, RNA polymerase II-specific. Gene Ontology annotation, biological process: regulation of DNA-templated transcription. The record is from RefSeq and is a predicted model, not a curated record. The coding region runs from base 1 to 2340 and encodes 779 amino acids.
AUGUCAAAUGUCGAGAUGCCGAACGACGGCCUCAUCGGGGUGGACUACGAUUCCCGAGGCUAUCUCCACCACUCAACAUGGCCCGUGAGCGUUGACCAGUCCUCCCAGCGGCCCCAGGAAGGGCAUGAUCUCUCGCCCUUGCAAACCAGCGGUCACUCGCUGGAACAGUCGGUGGCCCACGACCCAGCCCUGAUGCUCGACUGGCAAUUUCAGAUGCAACAGACCCCUCACCAUCAUCAUCAACAUUCACUACCCUAUUCCGCCGAGGGCCCGUCGUCGGCGCCCCAGUUCACCACCGCGAGCUAUGGUAUGGCCAUCCAAUCUUCGCCCGUGGACAUGAUGCCUCCGCAGGGUCAGAUGAGCGCCGGUCUGCUCGACGGCCCCUAUCUACCCCUCUCGGGCCCCCCAGUCGAUGCCAUGGUUCCUUUUACGUAUCACGACUUUCAGGCAGAUCUGAUGGCCUUCCCCGAGGGUCUGGCCGAAGUGUCACCAUAUGCUGCCUCGCACGGCGUCUUGGAGAGCAGCUCGCCCACAGAUACUUAUUUGGAGGUCCGUUCCCUGUCCAGCAGUGACAACGGCUGGAGCACCAUCGAUCAUCGCCGCUCUCUAGACUUUACAUAUGAGCAACAGGGCGUCUUUGUGAACCCCACGCAGACGUUGCAUGAUCGCAGCCUGUCAGAAUCGUCGUACGCCACCUCAUACGGCAGCUUUGUGGACAUUUCGCACCCCAUCAGCUCCCCCAACUCAGAAACCAACCUAGACUUGCCCUAUACCCACCACGCAGCUAUCGGCAGCGUUGGCGGGUCUUCGCCUCCCAAUAAUACGAUGCCUCGCCGCGCCACUGAUGAUCAUUCUUCUGGUUCACGGUCGCCGCCGGCCGUCAGCCCUGGUACGAUGAUGCGGGCAAUUCCCGUGCCCAUCAAGAAGUCCGGUUCUCCAACCCGAUCCUCUGGAUCUGGGUCAUCCGCUUCAUCUGCUUCGCCUCCCAGCCGGAAACCAUCCCGCAAGAGCCCCAUUGCGGCCAAGACGGCCGAGACAAAGGUCCGCAAACAAUCGCAGACCGGUAAACCCGAGACCGAAAAGAAGGUCGGCAAGCGGAAGGGUCCACUCAAGCCUGACCAGCGUAAGCAAGCGAGCGAAAUCCGAAAAUUACGAGCGUGUUUGCGCUGCAAGUUCCUCAAGAAGACUUGUGACAAGGGCGAGCCGUGUGCGGGAUGCCAGCCGUCACAUGCACGGUUAUGGCAGGUCCCAUGCACGCGAAUCGACAUCAAGGAGAUCGGGUACUUCAUGAAGGACUGGAAGGCCGAUUACGAGCGUCAUAUCUCCCUCGGCUUCUCUGUGGGCAACAUUACGGGAUUUUCGGACAUCGAACGCACCCUCUUCGUCACCCACGGCUAUGGCCAGAUUCUGCCGAUCAACGCCCGCGAGGUCUUUGUGCGGGAUGAACAGUGCUUCAGUAUGGACUGGACUGAGUCCGUCCACCGGCCACCGACGCAGUAUGAAGUCGAGACCGCCAGGCUCUCCGCCGGCAUGGAGGGCAUCUCGCACGCCUUGCUGUCGGACUAUCUGGACCGCCACAUCGAUGGGAACGGAACCUAUGAGAAGUUCGUCGACGACUACUUCGAGGGAACUCCCUUUUUGACCCAGAUGCUCAAGACUGCUUUCCGCUUCUACUUCCGCACCAAGAUGCCCGUGAUCCGCAAAGCACUGAAGCUGGUUCUCGCAUACAACCUGACCCUGCAUGUAACCCUAGUGGAGGGAAUCGGUGAGGAGGAAGGGUUCCUGGGCAAGAUCUACGACCAGUCCUCCAAGUUCCGCGGCAAGACGGUGGCGCCCGUGAUGAUCAACUUCCAGAUCAAGAUUGCCAUGGCGAGCAUGUGGCGCGAGCUCCAAAAGGACGUGCUGGAAGAGCUCUCGGCGCUAUACUCCAGCGUGUACAGCGGCGACAAAUUGAAGAACUGGCCGACGAUCUUCCUACUGGCCUCGAUGCUGCUGGCCGUGUGGGAGGAGAUGCAAUUCGACACGCACUAUCGGACCCAGGACCAGCCCGCCGUCGACAAGUUCUGCACCGACAUGGAGACCACCCCCGUCGGCGUGAUCGUCGGGCUCUUCCAGGCCAUCUCGCAGAAGUUGCCCCCCUUCACGGACUGGGACACACAGAAGCACCACCAGCUGCUGUACUCGAACCCGGAUGUGUGUAACACCAUGACCGAAGUCCGGCAGCAUGUUGAACAACACCAGAGCUACCUGCGCGGCCGCUCCAACUCCAAAUUCAACCGCGGCGACUUUGACUGCCUUUCGAACAAAUUUCUCUCUCGCCUUGUGAUUCGCGCGAACUAG